Messenger RNA from Nicotiana attenuata, 780 nucleotides. RefSeq lists its product as uncharacterized. Bases 1 to 780 code for a protein of 259 amino acids. The record is from RefSeq and is a predicted model, not a curated record. Lineage: Eukaryota; Viridiplantae; Streptophyta; Magnoliopsida; Solanales; Solanaceae. The transcript is spliced from 3 exons. Gene Ontology annotation, molecular function: zinc ion binding.
AUGGCCAGAAAUAGCCAUAGGACUGAAAGCAUCCGAGGUCUGGACCAAGCUUCUUCAAAGUAUGGUCUUAAAACCAUAAUAAUCGAGCAUGUAGGAGUCACAGGAGGCAGAUACAGGCCUUUAAUAGCUUUGGAAUCCACUGAUUCAGGGAAAAAUUGGGUAUCAACACUGCCUAUAUUAAGAAUGAUGGAUUUCAUCCAAGUAAAGCUACAACAUUGGUUUUAUGAAAGGAGAAAUGAAGCAGAAGCAACUUUUUAUGACGUUUCUUGUUGGGUAGAAGAGGAAUUGAAGAAAAAGAUAGAUUUAGCAUUUACUUUGAAUGUCAUCCCUGUUGAUUCAUGGCGUUCUAGAGUUGAGGAAGAAGGAAUUACUUUCUUGGUGGACUUAUACAAAAGGACAUGUGAUUGUUUUCAGUUUCAAUUUGAUGAAUUACCAUUCAUACAUGCAAUUGCAGCUAUCGAGAAGAGAAACAUCAAGAAGUCCAACUUUUGCUCGCACUGGUACUUAAAGGAAUCUUGGCUGAAAACAUAUGAAAGACAAAUACAUCCUGUAGGACAUACUGAUUCUUGGAUUCUACCAGAGAGUGUUAAGUCACAAAUUAUUAAACCUCCAGAUUUCAAAGUGUCACCAGGUAGAAGGCAGAAGAAAAGGCAUAUUCCAGCUACCGAGUCAUCAAAAAUAACAUUCAAAUGCGGUCGUUGCAGAAGAAUUGGCCAUAAUAGAACAGCUUGUAUAUAUUCUCCGGCAGUCCAUCCAUUUUCAAGGAAGCAUAGAGGAUAG